CAACUGUCUGCAUCCUUCUUGAAGCAUGGGGCCCAAAACUGGACACAUUUCUCCAGUUUGCAGAACUGCCCUAUUCCUUCUGUAAAGAGGAAUGAUUUGGUGAUGGAGUACUUCCACUGACUGAUGGACUCACAAGACGGAAGCUCAGCAGAGGCAGACGGAGCCAAAGAGAGAGGCAUAGUUUAUGUUUGGAAGGCUGGUUCUUGCUGUGCAACACCUGAAAGAAUUCCAGGCUGGGGUGGGAAGACAGUACUUCAAGCAGCCCUUGGAGUAAACCAUGGCUUACUUCUGACAGAAGGUGGUGAAGUCUACAGUUUUGGAAAGCUUCCCUGGAGGACUAGGGUAGAAGAGAGAUGUGCUAACAGUCCUAUCUUAGAAAAUGCUUUGACUGGACAGCAUAUUGUUACUAUAGCAGCUGGGAGCUUCCAUAAUGGAGCAGUGACUGAGAGUGGUGCAGUUUACAUGUGGGGGAACAAUUUGGCUGGGCAGUGUGCAGUGGCUAACCAGCCUUACAUUCCAGAACCACAUCCCAUCAGUAUUUCUGACUCUGAAACCAGUCCUCUGUUAUCCAUCAGGAUUUUGCAGUUGGCAUGUGGAGAGGAGCAUACUCUGGCACUGUCAAUAAGCAGAGAGAUAUGGGCAUGGGGGAGUGGCUGUCAGCUUGGCCUCAUAACUACUAGUUUUCCAGUGACCAAGCCACAAAAAGUGGAACAUUUGGCAGGACGUGUUGUACUUCAGGUUGCCUGUGGAGCCCACCACAGCCUGGCACUUGUGCAAUGUCUCCCUGUGCAAGAUAUGAAACCAAUCCCAGAGAGGUGCAACCAUUGCAGCCAACUCCUCAUUACCAUGACAGACAAAGAAGACCAUGUAAUCAUCUCAGAUAGUCACUGCUGUCCAUUGGGUGUGGCUUUGACUGACUCCCAACCAGAAAACCAUGUCUCCUGUUCCUCAUUGGAAACCCUUGAAGGGAAAAGUGCAACUGGUAGUGAGGGCUGUCAAAAGUCUCUUGAAGACCAGUCACUUAUGGCUUCAGAAUCAGAUGUGGCAAGUGUGUUUUCUCACAACGAUGGGCAGGAAGACGGUGGUAUUUCCAGUCCUGGAAACAUCUUGUUUCCUGACAGAAAAGGAGUGAAAGAGGCCUUGAAGAACGUGUCAGAUCACUCAUUCAAUGAGAGCAUGGAGAAAAGCAUCAGCACAGAACCUGAACAGCCUUCUCAAGAAGAAGAAUUUGGUGCUUGUCUCCCCAGCCCUCCAGGUGCUAGUACAUCUGCACUGAACAGCUUGGUAGCCUCCUGUGCAUCAGCAGUUGGUGUGAGAGUAGCUGCUACAUAUGAAGCUGGGGCUUUGUCUCUCAAGAAAGUAAUAAACUUCUAUGGUACAACUCCAGGUGAAUUAGGAUCUCAGUCUGGCAGUGCAUCUUCAGGCCUGGAGGGGCUGAAGGACAGUCGGGAAGAGCAGGUCAGACUGGAAUCGAUGCAAGGAAAGAAAAGUUCUAGCCUCGUGGAUAUUCGAGAGGAAGAAUCUGAAGGAGUCAGUCGAAGACUGUCCUUGCCUGGAUUAUUAUCCCAAGUUUCUCCAAGGCUCCUAAGGAAGGUGGGACGAGCAAAAAUGAGAACAGUGGCUCUUACCCCAACCUAUAGUGGUGAGGCUGAUGCACUUCUUCCAUCUUUAAGAACUGAGGUGUGGAGCUGGGGGAAAGGAAAGGAAGGACAGUUAGGACAUGGUGAUAUUUUGCCAAGGCUUCAGCCACUAUGUGUAAAAAGUCUAGAUGGUAAAGAAGUGAUUCAGCUGUCUGCUGGUGGCCAUCAUUCUUUGGCACUUACUGCCAAAUCCCAGGUGUAUUCGUGGGGUAGCAACAUUUCCUGCCAGCUGGGUCAUUUGAGUUCUCCAACCACAGUCCCUCGUCUUGCAAAGGUAUGUGAUGCUGGAGUAUGGAGUGUAGCAGCAGGAGCAGAUUAUUCCCUUUUCUUGGUGGAUGGGGAGGACCAGCCUGGAUUAUAUUACAGUGGUCGAGAGGAGAUCACGGACAAUAAUUUGCCUGAAAACAGCUGCACUAAGAGUCCUACUCUGUUGCUAGGUUGCAGUAAGCUAGGGUACAUAAGCAAUGUGACCGCAGGGGGGAGCAACUGUUUGGUGUUGGUGGACAAAAAUAUUAUGGGAUACAUCGCCAGCCUUCAUGAAUUGGCUUCUACAGAGAGAAGGUUCUAUUUCAAACUGAGUGAAAUCAAAUCUCAAGUCCUCAGACCCCUUCUAGGUUUGGAUAACUUGGGCAAUGCAACAACUAUCCAGUUGUUGCAGGAUAUGGCAAGCCGGUUCAGUAAGCUGUGUUACCUAAUCGGUCAACAUGGAGCUUCUCUGAGUAGCUUUCUUCAUGGGAUAAAGGAAGCAAGGAACUUGGCUAUCCUAAAGCAUUCGAGUCUCUUCUUGGAUAGUUACACAGAGUAUUGCACAUCUGUAACAAACUUUGUGGUGAUGGGAGGAUUCGCACUACUUGCAAAACCAGCCAUCGAUUUCUUGAGUAAAAACGAGGAGCUGCUACAGAAGCUGUCUGAGACUAACGAAGAAUGCAUCCAGUUGGUAGAACUGCUAAAUACUUUGUUUUUCUUGCCAGUCAGAAGACUUCAUAAUUAUGCUAGAGUUUUGCUAAAGCUUGCUACCUGUUUUGAAGUGACAUCUUCAGAAUACCAGAAGCUUCAGGAUUCUAGUUCUUGCUAUGAGACUCUUGCUAUCCACCUUGGGAGGAAAAGGAAAGAAGCAGAAUACACACUGAGCUUUUGGAAGACCUUCCCUGGGAAAAUGACGGAUUCCCUGAGGAAAUCAGAACGUCGGUUAAUCUGUGAAAGCAGUAAUCGGGGGCUGGUUUUACAGCAUGCUGGAAGGUUCUCAGUGAACUGGUUCAUCCUCUUUAAUGAUGCUCUGGUCCAUGCACAGUUCUCAACGCACCAUAUUUUUCCCCUGUCCACAGUGUGGGUGGAGGCUGUCUCAGAAGAAGCUGGGAAUGUGAAUGGUUUGAAGAUCACUACACCAGAGGAACAACUUAUUCUCCUUUCAUCAACACCACAGGAAAAGACAAAGUGGCUGAGGGCUAUAAGCCAAGCUGUGGAUCAAGCUCUUAGAGGAACUUCUGAUUUGCCCCCUUAUGGAGGUAGUGGGAAUAUCCAGAGACAAGAACCUCCCAUCUCUCGUAGUGCCAAAUACACUUUUUAUAAGGAUCCUCGGCUUAAGGAUGCUACCUAUGAUGGAAGGUGGCUUUCUGGGAAACCCAAUGGCAGGGGUGUCCUAAAAUGGGCAGAUGGAAGGAUGUAUUCGGGAGUGUUCAGGAGCGGUUUAGAAGAUGGGUAUGGUGAAUACAGGGUGCCAAACAAAGCAUUGAACAAAGAUGACCAUUAUGUGGGAUACUGGAAGGAGGGCAAAAUGUGUGGACAAGGAGUCUACAGCUAUGCCACUGGAGAGGUGUAUGAAGGCUGCUUUCAGGAUAAUGUGCGUCAUGGACAUGGCCUCCUGCGCAGUGGCAAACUGACAUCUUCCUCACCUAGUAUGUUCAUUGGCCAAUGGUCAAUGGAUAAGAAGACUGGAUAUGGAGUCUUCGAUGAUAUUACAAGGGGUGAAAAAUAUAUGGGAAUGUGGCAAGAUGACCUCUGCCAGGGGAAUGGUGUUGUAGUUACUCAGUUUGGACUGUAUUAUGAAGGAGCUUUUAAUACCAACAAAAUGAUGGGGACUGGGAUUCUGCUUUCUGAAGAUGAUACAGUCUAUGAAGGAGAGUUUUCAGAUAACUGGACUCUUAGUGGAAAGGGAACACUCACCUUGCCAAAUGGAGAUUAUAUUGAAGGUCUCUUCAAUGGAGAAUGGGGAUCUGGGAUAAAAAUCACUGGAACCUACUUUAAACCCAGCUUGUAUGACAGUGAGAAAGACAAACCUAAAGUAUUGAGGAAGCUUGGACUCUUAGCAGUACCUGCUGAUGAGAAAUGGAAAGCAGUGUUUGAAGAAUGCUGGCAGCAGCUGGGUUGUGAGAGUCCAGGCCAAGGGGAUAGAUGGAAGGCUUGGGAUAGUAUUGCUGUGGCCCUGACCACCAAUCGGCGUCAACACAAAGACAGCCCAGAAGUAUUGAGUCGCUCACACACUCAGACACUGGAGAGUUUGGAAUUCAUUCCACAACAUGUUGGUGCCUUCACACUAGAGAAAUAUGAAAACAUCAGGAAAUAUUUAAUAAAGGCCUGUGACACCCCUCUCCAUCCCUUGGGAAGGCUUGUGGAGACCCUAGUAGCUGUGUACAGAAUGACUUACGUUGGAGUGGGAGCUAAUCGGCGAUUACUACAGGAAGCUGUGAGAGAAAUUAAAUCCUACCUCAAACGCAUCUUCCAGUUGGUCAGGUUUUUGUUUCCUGAUCUCCCAGAAGAGGGCAGCACAAUUCCACCCAUUGUGACUGAAACAAAGGGAAGGACAUCCUUCUGCAGUGGGAAAACUGACUCCAGAUCAGAAUCUCCUGAACCUGGCUAUGCGGUUACCAGUUCUGGGUUGCUGCUUCCUGUGUUGUUACCACGACUCUACCCUCCUUUGUUUAUGUUAUACGCCUUGGACAACGAACGUGAGGAAGAUAUUUACUGGGAAUGUGUUCUGCGUCUAAACAAACAAUCCGAUACAGCUCUUCUGAGCUUUCUUGGUGUCCAGACGAAAUUCUGGCCAGUGACUGUGUCCAUCCUGGGAGAAAAUAAAAAGGUGAUGCCAAGUACAAAAGAUUCUUGCUUUGCCUCAGCUGUUGAGUGUUUGCAGCAGAUCAGUACCACUUUUACUCCAUCUGACAAACUGAAGGUAAUCCAGCAGACUUUUGAGGAGAUCUCUCAGAAUGUUCUUGAGACUCUUCAGGAAGACUUCCUCUGGUCCAUGGAUGACUUAUUUCCUGUUUUUCUUUAUGUGGUGCUACGAGCCAGGAUAAGGAAUUUGGGGUCUGAGGUACACUUAAUUGAAGACCUGAUGGACCCGUUUCUCCAGCAUGGGGAACAAGGCAUCAUGUUCACAACCCUGAAGGCUUGUUACUACCAGAUUCAACAUGAAAAGCUUACAUAGCUCAUUCCCUGCAGCUGCUGCAUAUGGGAGUAUCUUCUGAGCAAGCCUUUAGUAAUCUCCAGAGUCUUUUCUGGAGUGACACUUAGAACAGAGAAUACCAAGAUGAUGAUGUGCUUCUGAACCUUGUGUAAAGACUGAAAAACUGAAGCCUGGAGAUGACGGAGGCAGAAUAAUCGUACCUGAAUUUGGCCUGUGAAGCAGUCUCCAGGGAAAGAUCAUUUGCUAUGCUAAAGGAGGGAUUGUUUACUCUUCCCGAACUAACAGGCUUUUUAAAAGAAGGCAUGGCAUCAACUUGGAAUGCAUUUGAGGAUUCUGCACAUAUGGCUUUCAGGCUCUCUUCUUUGUGUGUGCCUGCAAGGACCAUAAAUUUAUUUUAAAGGAAUUGAAUGGCACUCUGGAACCAUUCUGUCUUCCUGAAUUAAGAAUUUUUGUGUGUGUGUCUUUUUAAAGGAAAAAAAGUGGCCAUGUUUAGUAUUUAUAAUGGGCAGCCUGCAGAACAUCUGGCUGGAAGGGUUCUGAUGCAUCUUUUUAAAGCAUGAUUGCUGAAAGCAGCCCUUGGGUGCUGUUGUGGAAUUUGUCUCACUUUUUUUAUAUAGGCACCCCUGCUUCCACAGUGGGAAGAACACAGGAAAUCAUGGUUUGUUUUUUGUUUAAGAAGUAAAUGAGGCACUGACCAGUUUAAAUUUCAGCACUGAUUUUGGUAUUUUUAGGUUUAGGUUUGCACAGGUUUUAGUUUCAUUGUAUUUAAGGCCCAUCAAGUCCAUGCCACUGGAGAAUGGAAACAUGUUCUUGAACAAACUGACAACAGGUUAGGGCUGAUGCCCACCCUUAAGCUGUUAUUUAUUUAAUAGGUGGGGAAGACUCUGCAUUUUUUCCAAAAGUAUUAUAAAAUAGAAAAAUGAUUUUGUGUUGGGUUGUGUUCUACUGUUUCAUUAUCUUGGCUUCUACAAAUAACACUAGUGGACACUUUGGAUACCAUAGGUGCUAUUCCUUACCAUGUCUGACAAAAGUGUGAAAUGUAUGGAAUAUUCUCAUGGCUCAAGGUAUCUUGAAUUAGCACAGUAAAUGCUAAUCAUAGAUUUGAAAAUCAGAAUCAGGGGUUGCUUGUUGAUGCUUUAAACAGUGGGGGUGGGCGGGGGAAGAAACUGUUCACUGAAAUUUAUUCUCUGGAGCAGUGACUGUAAACUAGCAGUUUUCAUAAUAAAUUUAAGAAUAUUUGUCUUUGAGAUUUU
Messenger RNA from Alligator sinensis (Chinese alligator), 6296 nucleotides. RefSeq names its product ALS2, alsin Rho guanine nucleotide exchange factor (gene ALS2). The record is from RefSeq and is a predicted model, not a curated record. The coding region runs from base 124 to 5064 and encodes 1646 amino acids. NCBI's taxonomy places the organism in Eukaryota, Metazoa, Chordata, Crocodylia, Alligatoridae. The transcript is spliced from 34 exons. Gene Ontology annotation, molecular function: guanyl-nucleotide exchange factor activity.